ACUGAAUACUAUUGAUACAGUAACUAAUGGUAGUUUGUGCUUUGAAUGCUGCUAUUUUAAGAUUAGGUAGCGUUCAGUAUAGCAGGCAGAGGAACCAGCGCUGGGCUCCGGAGAGGGAGGGCCGGGCUGAUGAAUAACUGUUGACGUUACAUUUUCCUGUUUCACAGCUAGCCCUGUAAUGUAUUCAUUCAUAAAGCAGGAGUCACCUGCUCUGCCGACAGCCAGCACUGACUGACCAGCUUCAACUGACACAAACAAUGGCCUCCUCAGCGACCAUGCUACCACAAGAACAGUUCCAGUGCACCAUCUGUCAGCAGGUGUUCAACAACCCGGUGACCACUCCUUGCGGACACAACUUCUGCCAGGCCUGCCUCCAGAGCACGUGGGACAGCAGCUCUGUCUGCCAGUGUCCCACCUGCAACAAGUCGUUCACCUCCCGGCCUGAAAUCAGCAUCAACACUGCCUUCAAAGAGCUGGCAGACACGUUCAGACAGAUGAUAGUCUGCUCCUCUGCCUCGCCGCUGUCUGCAGCCAAACCAGGCGAGGUGGUGUGCGACGUCUGCGCGGCCACGACCCGGCAGGUGAGGGCCCUGAAGUCCUGCCUGGUGUGUCUGACGUCGUACUGCGAGGCCCACCUGGAGCCUCACCAGAGAGUCGCCACCCUGAAGCUGCACAAGCUCAUCGAGCCGGUGGGGAACCUGCAGGAGCGGAUGUGUGAGAAGCACGAGAGGCUGCUGGAGAUGUUCUGCAGGGACGAACAGAAGUGUGUGUGUCAGUUCUGCACCGAGACCGAGCACAAAGGCCACCAGGCUGUCAGAGUGGAGGACGAGAGCGGCCAGAGGAAGCUCCAAAUGAAGAAGACUGAAGAAGGUUUUCAACAGAUGAUCCAGGAGCGACUGAAGAAAGUGGAGGAGAUCAAAAACUGUGUGAAGCUCAGCACAGUGAGUGCAGAGAAGGAGAUGGCCGAGAGCGACCGCCUCCUGGCGUAUCUGAUCGGCUCCAUCCAGGAAAGACAAACCGAAGUCCACACAGAGAUCGAGGAGAAGCAGAAGGCAGCAGAGAGGAGGGCCGAGGAGCUCGUCGAUGAGCUGCAGCAGGAAGUCACGGAGCUGCAGAGGAGGAACACUGAGCUGGAGGAGCUGAGGAGCACUGAGGACCACCUGCACCUCCUACAGCGGCUGCCCUCCCUUACGUCGCCUCCGCCCACCAGACAGUGGACAGAGAUCAGCGUCCAUCCUGAGCUCUGCGUGGGGACGCUGAGGAGGACGCUGUCUAAGCUGGACGACAGCCUGAAGAAAGAGCUGGACACUUUGAAGGAAGACGAGAUGACGAUGAUGCAGAAAUACGCAGUGGACGUGGUGUUGGACCCGGACACCGCCCAUCCCAACAUCGUCCUGUCUGCUGACGGGAAGCAGGCGGGUCGCGGCGAGCUGCUGCACAUCGUUCCUGACUACCCGCAACGCUUCGACCCAGUCAUCUGCGUUCUGAGCAAGAAAGGCUUCCUGUCUGGGAGAGUCUACUUCCAGGUGGCAGUCGGCCAGAAGACCUUCUGGGACCUGGGUGUGGUCAAAGAGUCCGUCAACCGGAAGGGCAUGAUCACCUCCAAGCCGGAGAACGGCUUCUGGACGGUGCGUUUGAGGAACGGUAACGAGUAUCGCGCUCUGGACUCCCCGUCUGUGGUCAUCUCUCUGAAGGAGAAGCCUCAGACUGUGGGGGUGUUCAUGGACUACGAGGAGGGAACAGUGUCGUUCUUCGACGUGGAGAACAGAGUUCACAUCUACACCUUCACCAGCUGUUUGUUCUCAGAGAGGGUCUUCCCGUUCCUCAGCCCGGGGGUUUGUGACGAAGGGAAGAACACAUCGCCGCUGAUUAUCACGGCAGCCAAUCACAAGAAAUAGACUUGAAACUGGGGUUUCUCCUACAAAACGGAUUUAGUAUUUAAUAGUAGAGUCUUCUGUAUUUGGGUUCUAAUGUACAAAUCUGAACGUUUUGCAGUGAUUUUGAUUAUCUGCUCAGAAUGGGGACACUGGUGGCUUUCUCUAAUGUAUAUACUUGCGUUGACUGAGCUAGCUUUCCAGUUUGAAGGUUUUUUUUGCACAAACAUUGGUUUGGUCGCCAGUUUAUCUGGGUUGGACUUUUACCUCUGAUGUGUGAUUUUAUAGCAGCUCCUGUGGAUCAGAAUUCAGUAUGAAGGUAAUCCACAUUCAGUAUGAAGUGCAGCUCACACCAGACCAGCAUUACACACCAACAGACUCAAAGCUCUGAGGAAACACAGCGAACUCCGACCACACCGCUGCUGAUGUUAUGGAGUUCACAUCGUGUUUUCUUUGUGUUUAAACCUCCCCAGCGAUGAAACACAACCGUUGACAUGAACGAUCAUUAACAAUUAGCCUCAAAACUAAGUAAACUCACCUGUUCGUCAUCAGUGUUACGUUCAAAGGCAACAAAGUCUCCAUGAUGCUCUUUAAUUAGGAGGUGGUUCUUCCUUCUUUAUGUCGUUCUUUGAAGUACGGACGGUUCUUUUUGAUUUAAAGUCGUGACUCGAUAAUCUGACCCUUAACAAUCCAAAACCUGCUCUCUGACAUGUUUUAGGAA
This is a messenger RNA of Stegastes partitus (bicolor damselfish), 2595 nucleotides long. RefSeq names its product E3 ubiquitin-protein ligase TRIM39-like. Gene Ontology annotation, molecular function: protein binding; zinc ion binding. Bases 258 to 1898 code for a protein of 546 amino acids. The record is from RefSeq and is a predicted model, not a curated record. The transcript is spliced from 8 exons. Lineage: Eukaryota; Metazoa; Chordata; Actinopteri; Pomacentridae.